UUUGCUUACAUAUUUACCUGUUCCCUUAUUUAACCUUAGUACAACGUUUUUCGUUUUUUCAAUUCAGUUGCUGUUCAACUAACGUAACGCGUGCAACUACCUCCAAAAAGGGGUUAAAUAUAUACGAUAAAAUAUUUGUUUUCCUUCAGUGGCGCCAAAUAUUUAAAUAUUAAAAAACAAAAGAUUACAAUUCAUAUGAUAUUUGUGCUGGCCCCGCAACUCCCCAUUGAUCCCCCUUGAGUAACUUAGUGGCUUCUACAGUGCGUGGCAAUAACUCAUGGCCGCUAGCAAACUUUCAACAGCGACGGUAACAACGAGCAUCAAGCAUCAAAAUCCAUUCGAUGGCAUUUGUGCGAAAAUCUCAGCGUUCUACUUCGACUUAGAUAAUACACUUAUCCCAACGCGGGCCGGUGACUCCAAAGCAAUACGCAAGCUUGCCGACGUGCUGGAAACGCAGUAUAGCUUUACCAAAGAUGAUGCCAAUCUGGCCACACAGAACUUUUUAAAGUCCUUCCGUCGCUGUCCGGACAAUUCGCAGACGUCGCUGGACUCGUGGCGGACACAUUUGUGGCGCGAAUCGUUGCAGCAGAAGCAUAAACAUCUGGCCGAUGACAUCUAUCCGCAGUGGCUGAAACUACGCUAUCGUUAUUUGGCCGUGCCGCAGGAUUAUGUGCAACUAUUGCAGCGUAUGCGACGUGCCGGCUAUGCCCUGGCACUUAUCACCAACGGGCCGUCGAAUGCACAGUGGGAGAAGGUGGCCAAAUUGCGGGUACGCGGCUAUUUUGACUGUGUGCUCGUCUCAUCGGAUCUGCCGUGGGAGAAACCACAUCCGGAGAUAUUCUAUGCCGCAUGCAAUUUUCUCAAUGUCAAACCGCAGGAAUGCGCCAUGAUUGGUGAUAAACUCGAGACCGAUAUCAAGGGCGGACACCUCGCUCAAUUGGGUCUGACAUUCUGGACACCGUUGAACAGCAGCAGUGCUGCACAGUGCCUGGACGAUGUGGACUAUAAGCCGCAUAUAAAGCUGAACAAUCUGUUGGAGAUUUACAAAUACUUUCCGCGCUUAAAUGCGGUGGUGCCACCGCCAGCAUCGCCGAGCACAGCGCAUCGACGUGGCAGCCACAUGUGCUCCAGCAGCACCAGCAGCAGCUGUGAUAGUGAACGUGCCACAGCAGCAACAACACGUCAGCAACAACAACAACAGCAGCAGCAGCAACAGCAACAACAUCAGCAACAUCAGCAGCAACAACAAUACCAUCAAUGGGCAUAUAGAAGAGGCGGAUCUUUGCCGGCAAUGGAUUGUUCCAAUAGCGAGACGGAGAAUAGCUGCGAUAGUUUUCUCUAAUGAAAAAUCUAAUGAAAAUGUAAUGAAGUACCUUCAGUUUACAAAAAGCUAAAAAAAAACCACACACUAAACACAACCUGGGACACAACACUAGAAACAAGCAACAGAAAAUGAAUUAAUGUUAACUUAUGCAGGAAUUUUCAAGUUCAACUACAAAAAGCAGCAGAAGUCAAGAGGAUUAAGAAGAAGAAGCAGCAGCAGCUACAACAACCACGUUUAAUCUCGAAAUCUGCCAUAAAAAUACUCAAAUAGUUUUAAGGCUUUUUCCAACCACAACUUCCACUCCUUCAGCCACUCUCCAGGAACAGCAAAAAAAAAGAAAUAUAUAUACCUUAAAAUAUAAAAAAAAAUAUACAUAUACUAUAUGUAUAUAUCAUAUGUAUUUUUGUAAAAGCAAUGUGAAUAUGAAUAUAUAUACUUGUAUAAUAUAUAUACAUACAAUAUAUGGUACUGCAUAGGUUAGUGUGCACAACACCCUGUAUUUUUGUUGUUGUUUAUUUUUGCACCAACCGCACCACAAACAGAGCAACUCUACACAACUCUACAAA
Messenger RNA from Drosophila innubila, 1890 nucleotides. RefSeq names its product N-acylneuraminate-9-phosphatase. Gene Ontology annotation, molecular function: hydrolase activity. The record is from RefSeq and is a predicted model, not a curated record. The transcript has 3 exons. NCBI's taxonomy places the organism in Eukaryota, Metazoa, Arthropoda, Insecta, Diptera, Drosophilidae. Bases 278 to 1342 code for a protein of 354 amino acids.